GAGCUAUGGACGCACUGAGGCCAUACUUUGGGGCGGCAAACGGAUUCACUGGCAUGCUGGUAAGCGAUUCGGAGAGAAUACCUGAAGGAUAUAUCUCCUCCGAUGGCAAUGACAUUGGACCCAAGGUGGAGGACGGUAAGUGGAGAGACUACUUGGCCUCACAAACCAUGUUGAAGAUAUUUUGUCUGUGGCUGCUGUUAUGGCUCCUCGCGAUGAUCGUCUCUGGGAUAAUCUAUGCCCUUUGCUGUUCUAAAUGCAGGAGUUUCAAUAUGGCCAGCUCGGGAAAGCGCUAUUGCCUGGGUUCCCUCCUCGGCCUCCUCGCUCUGGCCAUGGUUGUACUUCUUUUACUGGCUAUCCUUGCCACCAUCCAGUUGGACAAUGCCCUUGAGGCGUUUCCCAGAAAAAGUACUUGCCACAAAGGUACCUUAAGCAAGGCGGCAAAUGAUGAUGGUGACAUGGUGGACACUGUCUCGUCUCCCUUGCGGAAGCUUUACGUGAGCAAAUACGAGGAUCUGUUAAAAAAGGUGGAGGAUACUCUGGAGAACGAGCCUCGGGUCGCUCAGUCCUUUGGAGCAGUGGAGGACCUGGCACACACCAUUCAGAGGUUGGGUAAGGGAUUUAAAAACCUGCCCAGGAUUCAAUCACUUCUGGACGAAUUUAAAAAGGACUUGCCCAAGGCCAGACGCUUGGCCACUCAGUUGCGGGACGGAUUGCGUGGUGUCAAGCGGAAGCUAAUGGUUCAUCUGAUCUCGGAGUGUAAAAACAGGCAGUGUCAGGACUAUUAUCGCCAGAAUGAGAUUAGAAUACUGGACCUUGGUUGCCUGCAUUAUGACAGUCUCCCCGACACUGAGGACUUUAUGAAAGGCAUUGAGGAGCUAUCGAAGAGUAAUUUUUCCACGUAUCCUGAAGCGGCAGCCAAGCAAUUGCGUAGCCUUUCCAGUUCCAUCAAGGAUUACUUGAACGGCUUGCUCAACGUAGUCCGCGAGGAUUUGGAAAAGGGAGCUAAGACUCUUCAAGAGAAGCAUGAUGCCUCCUUGGAAUUGCUCCGGGAAGUGAUGCAGAAUAAGAAAAGCGAUCUGGAACCGAAAAAGACGCAAAAUGGGACAUCCUCGCCCCCACCGAUACAGGUCCUGCGCCGCAAGCUCGACUCCUCCUGGUACAUCACUUCGCUGAUCAUCCUUUGCGUCUUGAUGGUGGUGCCCGUCCUGCUUCUCAUCAGCCUGCUGGUCAUCUUCUGCAGCAUCCGAGCGGCCACCUGGUUCCUAUGCCUCACCACGGUCGCCAUCUUUGCCCUCUUUUGGUUAAUCAUAAUACCUUUGCUGUUUUAUCUGAUACAUGGAGCCCUUUUACAUCACGCCUUCUGUUCUGGAGGCUCGGGUUCGGGAUCGUCCAAAGGUUCAAACAGUUCUCGUUCGGAAACGGAUAUCCGGAAUAUUCUGCGGCAGUGCGUUAACAAUGAUACCCUCUACUAUGUCUUGGGUCUGAAGGAUCAUUACAGCUUGGAUGACUUUCGUAGUGACUUGCUGGAAGAGAUAAAUAAGGACCUUACAAGUCUUGAGGGCGCUUCAAUGCGGAGAGACCUUAAAGCCAUUCACCCGCAGGCCGACGAGGAGGCCCAGAAGCUCCUCAAGAGCAACCUUUCCAGCUACGACAGCUCCUUGUUCACCCAGCACAUUUGCAAGCAACUGGUUCCUGAACCCAAGCCAGGACCUUUGCCGGAGGUGAUCCGGAACCUAGAAAGUCUUGCUGGAAGUGUAGAUUCGGGGUCCAUUCUGCGAAACCAGGCCAUCCAUCUGCGGGCUUUCCUUAAAAACUUGGCGGAACCCUUGCUCAGCAUCCUGGAGAGGAUGCUGCAAGCCCUCAAGGAUGUGGACAAAGUGCUAACAGCUGGUUCUGGCAGCUUCAAGAAAAAUAUUGGCCACGUAUUGGCGAAGAUCAAGGAGGGCGAUGAGUACCUCGGUCAGGAUAUGAAAAAAUUCAGUCGCAAUAUCAACGGAGUUGUGGAAAGUAGCCUGGAUGAUUACGUUCGCUCGGUGGAUGAGGCUACUAAGGAUGCCGAGGAGAGCUGUCAGCCCCGGGCCCACAGAGAAUCGGAAGCUAAGAAGGAUAACUCGGAUCUAUGCAAUCGGAUUGUUAAACCCAUCAAUGGAAUCUGGUUCGCGCUGUUCCUGUUCGCUUGUCUUCUGCUCCCCGCCCUGUGCUGCACCCACUACUUGCGAUGUGGCCUGAGGGGCCUGGAUUUCCGCUCCGCCACCACGCUAGUGUCCAUGGGAGAUGAUAACUUUGUGGCUCCCUCCAUGCUUCCUGUGUCCCUGCCCCACUGCUACUGCUACAAGUACUUGCCCGCGUCUCCGGAAUCGAAUGUGGACGACAUCUACGGCGAUUUGCCCAAACACAAGACGGAGUAGAAUAAGUUUUAUAUAUUUUAGAUUUUUGGGAAUAACAAGAAAAAAUAAAUAAAACGGAAUGAA
This is a messenger RNA of Drosophila ananassae, 2471 nucleotides long. Its product is annotated as prominin-like protein. NCBI's taxonomy places the organism in Eukaryota, Metazoa, Arthropoda, Insecta, Diptera, Drosophilidae. The record is from RefSeq and is a predicted model, not a curated record. The coding region runs from base 6 to 2408 and encodes 800 amino acids. The transcript has 8 exons. Gene Ontology annotation, cellular component: membrane.